Tripterygium wilfordii is the source of this 1126-nucleotide messenger RNA. RefSeq names its product acyl-coenzyme A thioesterase 9, mitochondrial-like. The transcript has 4 exons. Bases 57 to 899 code for a protein of 280 amino acids. The record is from RefSeq and is a predicted model, not a curated record. NCBI's taxonomy places the organism in Eukaryota, Viridiplantae, Streptophyta, Magnoliopsida, Celastrales, Celastraceae. Gene Ontology annotation, biological process: acyl-CoA metabolic process. Gene Ontology annotation, molecular function: fatty acyl-CoA hydrolase activity.
UGCUGGUCACUGCUUCUGUUGACAAGAUUGUCCUAAAGAAGCCGAUCAGUGUUGACAUGGAUCUGAAAAUGGUCGGCUGUGUCGUAUGGGUUGGGCGAUCAUCAAUGGACAUUCAGUUAGAAGUCAUUCAGUCUACAAAAGAUAAUUCCAGUGUGACAGACUCAGUAGCUCUGUCAGCAAACUUCAUAUUUGUGGCCCGGGACUCUAAGACUAGGAAAGCUGCUCCAGUGAACCGGCUCUCACCACAAACCGAGAAAGAGAAGUUACUUUUUGAGGAGGCUGAAGCAAGGAGUAAAUUAAGGAAGAGCAAGGCAGUAGGAAAUAAUAGAGGAUUUGAGAAUGAGGAGGUAAACAGACUUCAAGCAUUGUUGACCGAGGGCCGAAUCUUCAGUGACAUGCCAGCCCUGGCAGACAGAAAUAGCAUUCUUCUCCGGGAUACACGCCUUGAACACUCUUUGAUUUGCCAGCCACAGCAAAGGAACCUCCAUGGUAGAAUUUUUGGAGGUUUUUUGAUGCACCGAGCAUUUGAAUUGGCUUUCUCAACGGCUUAUGCCUUUGCUGGAUUGGCUCCUUACUUUCUGGAGAUUGAUCAUGUUGAUUUUCUAAGACCUGUGGAUGUGGGGGAUUUCCUUCGUUUCAAAUCUUGUGUUCUCUACACAGAACUUGAAAACCCGGAUCAUCCUUUAAUCAAUGUUGAAGUUGUUGCUCAUGUUACAAGGCCAGAGCUCAGAUCUAGUGAGGUAUCAAAUACAUUCUACUUCACAUUCACCAUACGUCCAGAGGCAAAGUCCACGAACAAAGGAUUCAGGAUUCGCAAUGUUGUUCCAGCAACAGAGGAAGAAGCACGUCAUAUCCUGGAGCGCAUGGAUGCAAAGGCCAUACAGUCAGCCAAAGAGUGAGUGAUAAAAGGGCAUAUAUUUCAAUUGCACAACAAAAUAAAAGUCAAUGAAGCCAUCUUGAAGAAGGAUGACUAUUGAAAAAUAGAAGUAGCUAUAAAUGAUGUUAUACUUGAACCAUAAGACAAGAUUGGCUUUGCAGCUGUAUUGAUACAAAGGGUAUGAUUAUCAAGCACACAUUAGAAGAUGAGAUUCUGUUUAAGAUAAAAUAGAAUUGAAUCUUCAUCCCA